Lineus longissimus is the source of this 1191-nucleotide messenger RNA. RefSeq lists its product as uncharacterized. The transcript has a single exon. The coding region runs from base 1 to 1191 and encodes 396 amino acids. The record is from RefSeq and is a predicted model, not a curated record. Lineage: Eukaryota; Metazoa; Nemertea; Pilidiophora; Heteronemertea; Lineidae.
AUGGAUUCACAUGUAGAAGAAGUGAGAACCCUCACCAAGAAACUUUGGGAAUUGGAGGCCAUUGGAAUGGAGAGACCAAGAGAUAAAAGCAAAAGAACCUGCCUGUCUCCAGAGGAAAAGAUAGCUGAGUCAAAAGUGACCUCAUCAACACUUUUUAACGGGACCAGAUAUGAAGUUGCCACUCCGUGGAGAGAUGAAUCCCCAAAUCUGCCAAAUAACAUAAAGCCAGUUGCUCACCGUCAGCAAAAGAUGGAAGAAAACAUGAAGAGGAAGGACCUAGCCUUCCAUGGGCAAUGCAAGGAGGUCAUCCUGGGACAAGUAAAGAAAGGAUACCUUAAGAAGAUUGGGAACGUAAAGACCAACCCUCCAGAAGAAAACGGAUUUUACAUCCAAAUUUUCCCCGUAAGGAAAGAAGAGAGGGAGACAACCAAGGUUCGGAUGGUACUUGACUGCGCGGCGAAAUUUGAAGGGAAGAGCCUCAACUCUGAAAUCUACCCAGGACCAAAGCUUUUGAAUGAUUUGGUUGAUGUCCUCUUGCGAUUCCGGAGAUAUCCAGUAGCAGUGAGUGGAGACAUAUCAGAAAUGUUUUUACAGAUAGAGCUGAAACCAGAGGACAAGAAAUUCUACAGAGUAAUUUGGAAUGGAGAAAUCUUUGAGUAUCAGAGAACUGUUUUUGGUGAUUGCUCUUCACCAUACAAGGCCAACCAAGUUAUACAGAAACACACUGACAGUCACAAAAAGGAUUUCCCAGAAGCUGCCGACACUAUAGAAAACGCAUUGUACAUGGAUGAUGCCUUAGAUAGUAAAUGUACCCCUGCAGAGGGGCGCCAAGUCAGGAGGGAGUUGUCAGAACUGUUGACAAAAGCUGGGUGGAAAAUGAGAAAAUGGAUAUCCAACAACCCCUCAGUAUUGGAAGAGAUAGCCAUCGACGAGAGGGCCUCAUCUGUCAACCUGGACCGAGACCGAGACCAAUUGCCUGUUCACAACGCCCUUGGAGUGGUUUGGAUUGCUGGUGAAGAUGUUUUCACAUACAAGUCUAGCGUAGUGGGACAAGAAGAAACCUUUUCAGCCACGAGGAGGGGUCUGCUCCGGUGUAUGGCCAAGUUAUUUGACCCUCUAGUGGUGUGUUCACACUGGAUGCGAAUUGAAACCGAAUUCCGUAGAGCGCUCUCCGGAAUACGAAUUGGUUAA